Messenger RNA from Rubroshorea leprosula, 531 nucleotides. Lineage: Eukaryota; Viridiplantae; Streptophyta; Magnoliopsida; Malvales; Dipterocarpaceae. The record is from the annotation of a GenBank genome assembly.
CCACAAACAGAAGAAACCAUCUCAUCAUUCUCACCAUACCACAAACCACAAACAGAAGAAAUUAAGAUGGCUUCAGAGUGUCAAGGCAAGAGUUCGUGGCCAGAGCUCCUUGGAGCAAAAGGAGAGGAUGCAGAAGCAACCAUUGAGAGGGAGAACCCUGACGUCGAUGCUGUGGUUGUGCUGGAAGGGUCGGUUGUGACAGCUGACUUCUUAUGCACCAGGGUUCGUGUUUGGGUUGAUACUGAUGGCGUCGUUACCAGGGUCCCAGUCAUUGGUUAAGCCACCGCAAAUUUCAUAGGGAAUGUCUUCCUACUAAAGAUGAUUACAUAUGAAUAAGAUGCGAUUUCUCUCCAUAUAUUAUUUCGUGAUUUGUCUCUCUAUCUAUGUACCUGUUCUUCAUCUAUGUACCUGUUCUUCAUUUAUGAGCAUUGUCUUUCAAGAUUUCAGCCUAGACUUUACAUGAAUUUGUCAGUCUGAAGCUGAAAAUUCCUUUUUCUCCAUAUAAGAAGGAAAUAAGCAUAUGAACAGUCC